GAUGGAAAGGGAGGCCCGAAGCACGGGUCGUCAUCGCAAUCGGGCCGGUUAAGGUUUCGCGCACGCAGCUACCUCGCUGCUGACUGAUGAGCGAAAGAUGACAACUCCUCUCGUAAGGCAAGCUGCUGAAAUCAUGUCGAGAGGGGAUCAGCCCAUCAUUGCAGACUAUGUGGAACUCUACCAGCAACAUCAAGUGGAUCAGAUCCUCCUUCCAGAAGAGACCCAGUGUCUGGCCGUCAAGACGUUUCUGCACAUGUGCAAUGUCAAGUUCCACCUGAAGAUGCGCUCCAAUGCCGAACAGAUGUCACCUUCCGGGGGUUUGCCGUUCAUCAAAAUGGGACCGCAGAUCAUCUCUGAGUUUGAGCCGAUAGUAGACCAUUUGUCACUCAAGGGGGUGAAUCUGUCCAGAGAACUCAGCGGCUCCCAGAGGGCGCUGUUGAAAGCGUACAUGUCACUGACCGUCAACAGGUUAUAUUUAGCGGAGCUUUACGUCACCUGGCGGGACAAGCUGACUGCGGAGGAGAUUACCAAAGUGCGGUAUGGUUCCCCUUACUCAUGGCCCCUGAACAAGAUCCUACCCUGGCUCAAGCAGCGGGAAGUAGAGACGUACCUGCAGGCCCAGGGUUGGUACGACAAGACAAUCAACCAGGUGUACACAGAGGUAGACCUGUGCUGUAAAGCCCUGUCAGACAAGCUGGAGGAUCAGUAUUACUUCUUUAUGGAUCGCCCAACAGAACUUGAUGCACUGGUCUUUGCCCACCUGCACAACCUGCUCAACACUGAGCUGACCAGCGCCAAGUUGGCCGACAUCGUCAGAAAGCACGACAACCUGAUGCAAUUCUGCGAGCGGAUCCGCGAGCGUUACUUCCCAGACGGGGGAAACGAAGAGGACAGUUGAGGAGAUCUGUACACGAUGCCCAGGGGUAGCGUGUGGGUGUUGACUAUCCAGACAGCUGGGUGACUUAGUGGGCAGGGGAACAGUUUCAGUCAAAUUGGCAGCCAUAACGGCAUGGCGUCUUCCGUGGCCAGAUGUUAGUGUAACAGUCGCAACAGCAAAGAUAUCACCAAGUGCUUUUGCAGCUAAUGGUGUGGGUGCAUGUAUCCCUCGCACGUUUACAGUGGUCAACACCAUUGCGUCCUGUGGUUACCCUGUGAAUUGACCAACCGAGUAUGUCCGAGGGACAGUAAAACUCUCAAGGAGGCAUGGAAUGCAUAUGGACUGCAGCUUUUGUAUAGCUUUUUUUUUUUCAUUUCAAGGGGGCGCAGAGACAGCUUUUGGGGGGGUGUCACUUGACAUCGGUGCCCCUUCCAUACUUACCGAACUUAUGACACUGUUGUAAAAGCCAGUAAUCGUACAGUUUGCAUGCAUUGAAACUCGUGUGAGCAGAGUAUCCAUAUGGCGACCGUCCACCUUUGCGUUGCCUGUCCCAGGACCUUGAAUAGCACAUGAAGAUUAAAUGCCAUGUCGCUGGUCCGCAUGUUUACAAAGAAAUCCUGUCAUUUAUGUCCCAUUUGUGUCUGUGUUUGUAUGUAAUGCCCUCCUUAUCAUGAGUUCCUUUAAAUUCCCUCCCUCCCCCCACCGAAAAGAGUUCUGAAUCGAUUCAGGUGUUGGGUAUUAAGACAAUUGGUCGUUUUCUUUUUUAAAAGCAAGGAGAGUACCAAGUUUCCACCUGUGUUUUUGUCGGAGUGACAUGGGCAUGUUUUCCAACCGUUCUUGCUCCAUCGUGACAUGAAUGCAAAGUAGAUGAAAUGACUUCAUGAAAAGUUGGUACACGUUGCAUUGCAACUGAAAUUCAUUAGGCUGAUAUGACAAAAUCGAUAUUUUGAAUAAGGUACUUAGUUUCCUCAAAGAUAGUCUCUGUUACAGCUGCGUUUGCUUUAUUUUUUAGAAAUGGGCCUGUCGUUCUAGUUCUUUUCCAUGGUCUGGCCUCAAGUCUUCUCACCCCUUGCUGGAGGCCUCAUCAGGCUUAUCAUUUUGGAUACAAAAUAAUGUAUUUUUUUUUAAUAAUUACUCCGGCAAUCCGUAUUCUUUCAUUCUGCCUGUCAUUAAAAUAUUCUCCCAAUUAUCCUA
Acanthaster planci (crown-of-thorns starfish) is the source of this 2071-nucleotide messenger RNA. It is a transcript of the gene mtx2, whose product is annotated as metaxin 2. The record is from RefSeq and is a predicted model, not a curated record. Gene Ontology annotation, biological process: mitochondrion organization. Gene Ontology annotation, cellular component: SAM complex; cytoplasm. Lineage: Eukaryota; Metazoa; Echinodermata; Asteroidea; Valvatida; Acanthasteridae.